Molecule: messenger RNA, 1713 nt
Organism: Ogataea angusta
Lineage: Eukaryota; Fungi; Ascomycota; Pichiomycetes; Pichiales; Pichiaceae
Exons: 1
Coding region: 1-1713 (570 amino acids)
Source: RefSeq, a predicted model, not a curated record
AUGGUGUCUGCCCCUGCCAAUAUCGAAUCCUUGUACAAGUUCACGGACGACGUGUCGGACCCGCAACUGUUCGAGUCCUGGAAGCCCAAAAUCGCCGCGUACCGCCAGGCUCUGGCGGACUCGCUGCCGGCGGAGUACAAGCUGCCCGAGUCCGAAGUUCCUGGUGAUCUCGACGAGACCAGUUUCAACACGGUCCAAUUCCUCAAGGAAACCAAAUACCUGACUCCGGCAGAGCGCGAGAUCACCGAGUCGUCCGCGACUGAGCUGCUGCGCAAGAUGGAAGCCAGACAACUGUCUGCCGUGGCGGUGCUCAAGGCGUUCGCGCACCGGGCCGUGAUCGCGCACCAGCUGACCAACUUUGCGUGCGAGUUCUUUGUGCACGAGGCGCUGCAGCGCGCAAAGCAGCUGGACGAGUACCUCGCUGUCCACGGCAAGCUGGCGGGCCCGCUGCACGGCAUCCCGAUCUCGCUUAAGGAGCAGAUCGGGCACGCGGGCAAGAUCACACACGGCGGCUGGGUCGCGUGGCUGGACAACGUCCCGAAAGAGGACGCCGUGACGGUGCAGGUGCUGCGGAACCUGGGCGCCGUGUUCUACGUGCGCACGAACGAGCCGCAGACGCUGAUGCACCUGGACUCCAACAACAACAUUGUCGGGCGCACGCGCAACCCGCACAAUUCGCUCUUGACGGCGGGCGGGUCCUCGGGCGGCGAAGGUGCCAGCGUGGGCUCGCGGGCGUCGCCGCUGGGCGUGGGCACCGACAUUGGCGGCUCGAUCCGUGCGCCCGCCGCGUUCGCUGGCGUGUACGGCCUGCGCCCGACCUCGAGACGGAUCUCGACGUUUGGCGGCGUGUCGUCGGGCAAAGGCCAGGAGUCGAUCGUCGCCGUCGCCGGCCCGCUCUCCAGCAGCGUCGACGACAUCGAGCUGUUCAUGCGCGCGUACAUCAACGCGGGCAAGCCAUGGGACCUGGACCCGUGGUCGCUGCCGAUUCCGUGGCGCCAGGUCGCCGUCCCUGAGCCGCGGAAUCUGACGGUCGCGGUGAUGUACGACGACGGGCUCGUGAGACCGCUGCCACCAAUUGCCCGCGGUCUCAAGCACACGGCUGACAAGCUCAAGCAGGCGGGCGUCAACGUGAUCGAGUUCAAGCCGCUCGAGACGGAAAAACUGUACGAGGUGGCCAAUUUGCUGUACAGCUGCGACGGCAACCACGCGCAGAAGGAGAUGCUGCGGCCGUCGGGCGAGCCGCUGCUGCCGCUCACGAAGUGGGCGCUCUCGUUCGGGCAGGGCGACCGCGCGCUGUCCAUCACUGAAAACAGAGAGCUCAACUACCAGCGCGACAGGCUGCGUAAAUUGUACAACGAUUAUUUCGUCCAGAACAAGGUCGACUUCAUCCUUUGCCCGAACUACUGCGGCCCAGCGCCCGUGUGCGUCCAGGACGGCGUCGAGGGCCCCUACUACUGGGGCUACACGUCGCACUUCAACCUGCUGGACUUGCCCGGCUUGACAGCUCCGACGGGGCUGUAUGCGGACCAGAAAAUCGACGCGAAGCAAGAGUACACGCCGCGGUCGGCGAUCGAGGCGAUCGAGCACGACAAGUACAAGCCGGAGCUCGUGCACGGCGCGCCGAUCUGCUACCAGCUGGUCGGGCGGCGGUACUUUGACGAGGAGGUGGUUGCUGCGGGCAAGCUUUUCGGGCAAAUCCUGGAGAUAGAGUAG